Pelagomonas calceolata is the source of this 1655-nucleotide messenger RNA. The record is from the annotation of a GenBank genome assembly. Lineage: Eukaryota; Pelagophyceae; Pelagomonadales; Pelagomonadaceae.
UUAUAAUUUUACGCGGGAGCAAGCGGCACACGGAGCCCCAUUGCUACGCGAGGCACUCGGAAACCAUCGUCUAGGCGCCCGGCAACCAGCAGCACAGUAACCGCUGCAGCGGACGCACCGGGGCAGCCUCCCGCAAGUGCAGCCAUGGCGUGAGAGGAUGCUGGGUUGCAGGUCUUUGUGUGGCCACCCACAUCGCGGGUAACAGCAGCCGUCCCGCAUGAUCCGGGCGGCCCUCGCCCUCGCCGCGGCGCGGGCCGCCGCGCCGCUCGACGCGGAGACGACGAAGCGCCUGGACCACUUGCAGGAUUUACUCCACCAGGCGCACACAACACCGCUGCCGACCUGGACCGUCUCUCAUGAAGACGCCGAUUCAGUAGAAUGGACGCCGCGCGCGAAGGGCUCGGCCAAGGUCGUCGAGGCGGGUGUAUUGAGAGGGAUUUCGGUCGUGCGCAAGCGCGUAAUAUGUACGGAUCCGAUCGCAACGCUGGCGCUCACACAUAAACGGAGCAAGCGCCCGCUGCCCAAGAUGGAGAAGCACUGCGCCGAGGCCGUCGCCGAGCUCUUCUUCAUGGAGCACCUCCGCGGGCGCCCGGGCAUACCGGUACUAAGGGGCGCCUGGUACACACCUCAAGGUUUAGAGUACGUCGUCGACGACGCCGGGCCGCCGCUCCUCAUGCUUGGAGAACACAAAAAGGUCGCGCGCGAGAUGGCCCGAAAACGCCCUUUGCGGCUCGCGAAGGCGUUGCUCGAGUGCUUCCGGAGCUUUUCGGAGGAAGGCGGCUACUUUUUAGAUGACCUCACGUGGCGCCAGUUUUCGGUGCGGGAGGAACCGGGCAGGCCGCCUGUUAUCACAAUUGUCGACGGCCCCAAGGCCCUGGACGCGCCCGUCCGGUCCUACCUCGGCGCGAGCGGCCACGUCCUGCCCCUCCCGAAUUCGACGGCAUGCGCGCUCAACUCGCAGUGCCCCGCGACGCGCAAGCACCACUCGUGUAUUGAUAAUGGCGUGGGGACGGGUCGCGCCGGGUUGGUCGACGCGGCGGCUCUGGCGGCCUGGAACGCGACGACGGCGUGCUACUGGCGGCCGGGGAGUCGGGCGCAGGGCGUGCCCGAGCGGGCCGCGGCGCCCGAGGCCGAGGGCUGGUGCGCUUCUUUUGAUGCCUCCGGCGUGCGAGCUAAACACUGCGUGCCCUGGUCGUCGAAGACCCACGUCUAUGACGUGGGGAGCCGGGGCUGGGCCCUCGGCUUCCUCGAGGACCACGCGCGGAACGCGGUUUCACGUAGAAUCGUCGUGGGCCUGCGGCGGAAGAUGGUGGGCAAGGCCGUCGCGGCGCGGCCGUCCUUCUCGGAGGCGCUCGCGUGGCUCGCCGCGCGGGCGUCUGGUAUUAAGGAGGGGUUGUUGUAGUGUCCUGGACCCCGUGUUUUGCCAAUUUUUCAUGAUAUACCACUCGCGAGAGGUCCGCUGAUAUUGUUACGCUAGGACUCGCGAGGGGUCCCCCGCUUAUUGCUACGGUGCUAUAACUAAGGGCGGCGGCAGGGGCGGGUCGAUGUUACGGUGCUAGGACUAGUGGGCGGAGCCCCUGGGGGGGAGACACCGCGCGUCGCCGAUUCAUCGGCGGCGGGCGCGGGCCGCUUCUUUCAUAACAGCGUACCUCCUU